GAAGCCGAGGCGAGCCCGACGGCCUCUCCUCCCUGUGGUGACAUUUUCCCUCCUGCCGGGCCGGAGACCAGGAGGCGUGAGGCGGAGGGAGGGAGGAAGUCGGUGGGGGGGACCCCCAUGCUCGCUCUGGCCUCCCCCGCUGGGCCCGAGGCCCGGAAAGGCGGCGUCUCUGGCGCUGUGAAUUUAACAAUGGAGCGACACAGUCAGAACGGCAAGCUCGGAUGCUCGAGCCGUCUGUCCGCAGAACAGGUACAGCAGUGACAGCCCUAGUUGAAGGGUCACUUUCCUGCUGAAUCCCUAGGCUAGUCCGCUCCAUCCACUUAAACUCCGUGCCCCAUGAUUUGAGACCAGGAGAGACUCGGGAACACUGAAAUGAAGAUGGAGGCGGCAGACAAAGUAGAAGAACUCAUUGGCCCAGAGGCCCCCCCGAAACUCUUGGAGAAACAAGAGGCGGCAGCUCUGGGCGAAGAGGGGCCUCUAGAACUAGAAAUGCCCACUCAGAAAGAGAGUGAAGCUGUCGCCGAGGAUUCCACGGUGCUCGCCUCGAUGCCCUGCCUGCUGAUGGAACUGAGGCGGGACUCGUCCGAAUCACAGCUCGCGUCCACGGAGAGCGACAAGCCAGCCGCCGGCCGCGUCUACGAAAGCGACUCUUCCAACCACUGCAUGCUGUCGCCUUCUUCCAGCGGGCACUUGGCCGACUCCGACACCCUGUCUUCCGCCGAGGAGCGUGCGCCUAGCCGAGCUGAAGCCGCCGCCGAGGGCGAGGCCGCGGCGGUCCCGGGCUCAGCCGUCGGAAGGAAAUCCCGGCGGUCCCGGUCGGAGAGCGAAACCUCCACCAUGGCGGCCAAGAAGAACCGGCAGUCGAGCGAGAAGCAGAACGGCCGCGUCGCCAAGGUCAAAGGCCACCGGAGCCAGAAGCACAAGGAGCGGAUCCGGUUGCUGAGGCAGAAGCGGGAGGCGGCCGCCCGCAAGAAGUACAACCUGCUGCAGGACAGCAGCACCAGCGACAGCGACCUGACCUGCGACUCGAGCACCAGCUCGUCGGACGACGACGAAGAAGUUUCCGGGAGCAGCAAGACAAUCACUGCGGAGAUACCAGAUGGACCGCCGGUCGUGCCUCAUUACGAUAUCUCGGACACAAACUCUGACCCCGAAGUGGUGAACGUGGACAAUCUUUUGGCAGCUGCGGUCGUUCAAGAGCACAACAGCUUGGUCAUUAGCAAGGAGACCGGGCCCGCUUGGAGGACGAGAGGGCUCCUAAAGGAACUGAAUACUGAGGCAGACCGCUUGGAUGCAGGGGUCCCGGCAGGCGACAAAACCGCAACCAGCACCACCCAGGGCAACGAGGAAAUCAAUCUCGCCUCUUCCGACAGCGAAGUGGAGAUCGUGGGAGUUCAGGAACAUGCAAGGUGUGUCCAUCCUCGGGGAGGAGUGAUUCAAAGCGUGUCUUCCCGAAAACUCGGCUCAGGUCUGCAGUGCACCCGGCAACCGGAACGAUGGACAGGUGUGCCCGCUCCGCAGAACUGGUCUUCACCGCCGGAAGUGGUGGAUCUCACGUUAGACGAAGACAGCAGACGCAAAUAUCUACUGUAAUGCAACUUCACUGUGUUUUUAGUCUUUUAGCCCCACCCCCCCUUCCCUUUUGUGGUGCAGAAGUUCACACCUCUGCUCUAAGCAUUCUGGAAUUCAGGCUCUCGCUGGAAAGAUCCCCCUUCUCCCCGGACCCCAUUGAAAUGACAGUCUCGUUUCAGAACUUUUCUUGAAAUAACCAAACCCGCCCCCCCUUCCUUAGUCGAGGGGAACUUCCCCCUUACGAUGAAAACCUGAAUGGCACUAAACUUCCAGUGACAACUUCCAAG
Heteronotia binoei (common prickly gecko) is the source of this 1859-nucleotide messenger RNA. It is a transcript of the gene ARK2N, whose product is annotated as arkadia (RNF111) N-terminal like PKA signaling regulator 2N. Bases 373 to 1593 code for a protein of 406 amino acids. The transcript has 6 exons. The record is from RefSeq and is a predicted model, not a curated record. Gene Ontology annotation, molecular function: ubiquitin protein ligase activity. Gene Ontology annotation, biological process: ubiquitin-dependent protein catabolic process. Lineage: Eukaryota; Metazoa; Chordata; Lepidosauria; Squamata; Gekkonidae.